CGAGAUCAUGGGCAUUGACGACGCCGAGAUUGGCGAAUUUGCUGUAUGCUACCCCUUUCAGUGCAUUAACCAUCAAGAAUCCGCUUGCUAACAUGCAAACAGUAUGACUACGUCGAGAUAACCCGCGACGUGAUCAGCCCGGCCAAUAGCGAGAUCGGCGAAGCCGCUUCGAAGCGCAGUCUGACUCCAACUGGCCAUGAGACAACUGUAGAGGCCAAGGCUUAGCCGAGGAGUUGUCUAUGAUUCGACCUUCAUAUCCAUGUUUUACCCUUUCUCUUAAUUAUCGUUCCAGGCUGACGGUACUUUUUAAUACUGGAGAACCAGCGGCGAUAAGUUUGUAUAUACAUUUAGUAAACCUCAUCAUUCCUUACAAUUUUUUUUUGUAUUUUUUUUUGUUUAUUCCACCGAUUCCUCACUUAAUCAUGGAAAAAGAAGUACAUGUCUUUCUGGCCUUGUUUCUUCUACUUCUCCAUUCAGUUUCUUGUCAUUUCAUUUCAGAUACCCUUCUCUCCCUCCUAUUUUACUUUAAUUUCAUUACUUUUACAUUCCUUCGGCAUACCAUUAUUCCUCACAACCAAAUCCAACUUGCAUAUCAAUUUUAAAAGAAAUAAUACAAAACAACCACAAAACCCCAUGGAAACCCAUAA
This is a messenger RNA of Aspergillus alliaceus, 647 nucleotides long. RefSeq lists its product as uncharacterized. The transcript has a single exon. Bases 240 to 602 code for a protein of 120 amino acids. The record is from RefSeq and is a predicted model, not a curated record. NCBI's taxonomy places the organism in Eukaryota, Fungi, Ascomycota, Eurotiomycetes, Eurotiales, Aspergillaceae.